AGAAGAGGCCGAGGCUGAGCGCGAAUUUUCAAAUUCAGUAGAACAGAAGUUUAACUAGCAGGAAAACAACGGCCCAAACGAUGCAGCUUAUUUAAAGAAAAGGGGUUUAUGUCAAACAGAUAAUCACAAGAAACCUUUGGUUGGACUAACCGGCGAAAUUAAAGGAGAUAUUGGAAAACUUAUCGCGAGAUGGACGUGGCUACUUACUUACAGGAUUUUGAAAACAGUUUGAGCUCAUUCACAGGAGACGACCCUCUGGAUUAUUGGGACAAGUUUGUGGACUACCUGGGGCAGAGUUUACCUGCAGACAGCAGAGAUGGAAUGUCACUGGUGUUUGACAGGCUUGUACAGAGAUUUAUCAACACUGAGUGCUACAAAAAUGAUGUUAGAUACGUGAACUACUGCAUCAAAUGUGCGAGUUAUUAUUCGGACCCCUUUGCUGUGUACAGUCACAUCUACGGUAAAGGCAUCGGCACCAGGACGGCCGCCCUCUACGUGGCCUGGGCUCAGCAGUUUGAACAGAGGGGCAUGAAUGAGCAAGCUGAUGCUGUUUACCAGAGAGCAAUGGAGAACCAAGCCCAGCCAGCUGACAUGGUUCUCAGUGAAUACAGGCAGUUUCAAACAAGAACAAAAAGCCAGACUCCAGCAUCAGCAGGAGGUCGAAACCCUUUGCAAGACUCACAUUUGACUAAUCAGAUGUCAUCCCACAGAGGGCCUGUGGUUCCAAACAAGACUCCAGUGGAUUGUCCACUUAAACCACAAACUCAUAAAACCACCAUCAUAGUAUCUCGCUCUGAGACUUCCGGUACCAUUCCUUCAUCUCAGAACUCCGGUGUUCAGACCGUUUCAGAGUACAGGACAGAGGAACUAGUGUGUGAAGGAUCUGAGUUGUGCUUCGAGGAGGUGAGAGCGGAAAAAUACUUCCGUAAGCUACGAGAGAAGCAGGAGCAGUCAGAGAAGGAUCCUGAAUUGACCGCGGGGCUGCUGCUGAAGAAGGACAAGGAGAAAUUCCAAACAUUUAAAUGCGUGUUUGAGCAAUUCUUCCAGGUUCUGGAAUCAGUUGAAAGUUUAUCCAGCCAGCCUCCAUCACAAAGGCCACCUGCAGCAGAGGCAGCCUCAAAUCUGAACCCAAAUCCUACCCAGAAUCCCUUUGGGCACCCUCGACCCUCACUCAGUCUAAGCAGCAGGCGUUCCCUUGGCUUACGAUUACCUGUGGAACCGACGUUCAUAAAUCAAUUCCCCGAACCUCCUCAGCAGAAUGAGACGGAGACUGCUGGUGGAAACGCCUCGAGCCCAGCGUCAUCUCUUCAUCCCUCAGUUCUGUCUGACAGGAGCCAACAUGUGCCUGAAUCUGCAGCAGCAUCCCUGCCCACAGACCAGGUGUCUGUCUUUCAGCCUACCAGUGAAGAGAUGUUGAGCCAGGCUGUCCACGGACCAGCCAGCAUCUCCUUUGUAAACGCUGAUGAUUCCUGCAGGGAUGAAGGAGAGCAGAGGAGCUCAGAGAGCCGACGACCCCAGGAGUACAACAUCACACAGCGGCAUCCAGCAGAGCCAGAGGAGAACCUGAACGUGUCACAGGGAGGCACAGCCAACCUCUCUCACAUCACUCCUAACACCUCACUGGGCUAUGUUCAGGCCACACCGUCACGGGUGCUGCCGUCGCCCACCGUCAACACACGGGAAGCACUGGAUGUGAUCAUGGAUAUGUUCCAGGCUCCAACGCUCCUCGAGGACCCUUUCAGUAACGCAUCAGUGCUGCACACCACAGAGAGAGAGGCUGAUCAGAGCUACAGUAGAAAUGGAGGCUUCUCCUCUGUCCCCAAACCUGUGACUCCAGCCCCAUUCACCAUCUUCCAGGAUUCUGAAGACAAAGAAAACGGCAGUGUUGCUGCUCCUCCAGUAGUUCUGAAGUCUAAACCAGUCAUUGCUCUGGCUGAGAUCCCAGUGUCCACCAAACCUAACGACACUCCUCCUGAUCUGAUGCCUGAUGAGAGCACCAUGUGGGGAGCUCGCUACAACUCCCUGAACUCUCUGGCUGCUUGUCCUAACAGCACCACAGACUUCGCCAUGUUGGCUCAGUUUGUCUCCACGCCGUUCACUCACAAAACGCCUCUCAGUGGAAACUUCUUCCCAGACCAAGAAAACAACGACGUAGGAGACGCUGAAGAUGGAGCUUUUAUCAGACAUCAGCCUAAAAAACUCAGCCCCAUCAUAGAGCAGAGUCCAUCCAACGAGACACUCUCUGAGACCGCCAUCAGUAAACUCGCUCCUGCCUCUGAGAGACAAGGAACCAUUGUCACUGACCACGUCCUGACCACGUCCUCCAUCACCAUGGAGCAGCCCCCGCCUCCUGCUGUGCUCUCCUUCAGAGACCAGACUAUCUGUCCUACCGAGUCCUCUGCCUCCAGGGCCACGGGGCCCACCUGGGAGGUUUACAGGAGUCCUGAUCGGCCUCUUAAUCAGUCUUCUGUGAUCCCACAUCCACCUCAGACUUCAGUCAGACCCAGAAUGGAGAAUUUCACGAUCAUGGAGGACUUGGACAAACCCUCCAGUCCAGCAAAAGUCCUAGAACAGGUCUACGAUGUCCCCAUGAGCCCGGAGAAUGCCUUCAAACCGGACUGGCCGUCCAUCAGGAGCCCUGAGGUUACAGCAGAGGCAGAUCUGGACGCCUUCCUGAGUCCCCGCCGCCUCCACAAGAGCGUGGAUGUCCCCAUGAGUCCAGAGCAGCUGCCACCGUGUGCUGAUGUGCCCAUGAGCCCAGCAGUGCAGCGGUUCAGCGCUGAGGAUGAAGUCAUGAUGAGUCCGUGCAGAGAGACUAGAGCUGAUGUGUCCAUGAGUGCAGCGACUGAGAGGACGGAGUUAGUCCAGCUGGUGUCAGACCCCUGGGAUGAAGAGCUGAUCUCCCACCUGCUCUCCAACCUCACCCCUCCUCUCACGUCUCACCCCUGCUGCAUCACCUGGCAGUGCAACAUCCCCAAAAUCUCCCCAAAGAUGACCAUCAGCAUGGGAAAAGCGUCCUUGCAGGUCGACUGCAUCCUUGGACAAGGAGCUUUUGCGACAGUCUACCAGGCGACCAACCCCAUGACGUCAGAGAAGGUGGUGUUGAAGGUCCAGAAGCCAGCCUAUCCCUGGGAGUUUUACAUCAAUACUCAGCUGGAUGCUCGGCUGCAGCCCGACGUCCGUCAUUUUUACAGCAGCCUCCGCUCAGCUCACCUCUUCAACAAUGGGAGCGUGAUGCUCGGGGAGCUCCACAACUAUGGCACCCUGCUGAAUGCAGUGAACCUGUAUAAAACUCUGAGCGAUAAGGUGAUGCCUCAGCCGCUCGUCAUCUAUUUCACUGUCUGCAUCCUGCACAUAGUGGAGACGCUGCACGCCAUACACGUCAUCCACGCCGACAUCAAACCUGACAACUUCCUGCUGGGAGAGAGGUUCUUGGACAAUAAAUGUUUUGACUCGGAGAACGUCAACCAUGGCCUCGCUUUAAUCGACCUCGGGCAGAGCAUCGAUAUGGAGCUUUUCCCACAAGGCACUGCUUUCACCGGGAAGUGUUUGACGUCAGGUUUCCAGUGUACGGAGAUGCUGAGCGGGAAACCCUGGAACUAUCAGACUGAUUACUUUGGGAUAGCAGGGACGGUUUACUGCAUGCUGUUUGGGACGUACAUGCAGGUGAUGAAUGAUGGCGGUGUGUGGAAAACAAAUGGCGUCUUUAGAAGAAAUCCUCACAGCGACCUCUGGCAGGAAUUCUUCCACACCCUCCUGAAUAUCCCCGACUGCGGCUCCCUGCCGAGUCUGCGGAGUCUCCGCUGUAAGCUGGCGUCUGUCCUGCAGCAGAACUACAGCAGCAAACUGCCCACACUUAAGAGCCGCUUAGUCGUGCUGCUACUGGAGAGCUGCAAGGCUGCACGCAGAUAACACGGCCGCGAUCACCAGAGAAUGAGCCUGAUCCGCUCUGAGUUCAGUGUUUUAAAGAUAUGGUCGAGGAUCUGAGCAUGUUCAUAAUGUCUGAUGUAAAAAAUGUAAUUAUCACCUGGUUUCCUUUUUAAUUUGAUGUUGCUAGCUUGUGAAUUAUUGGACUACUGGAAGCAUAGAAGACUUUUAAUCAGUGAAGAAUAAAAUUACUGUUGACAUAACAGCA
Cheilinus undulatus (humphead wrasse) is the source of this 4135-nucleotide messenger RNA. RefSeq names its product BUB1 mitotic checkpoint serine/threonine kinase (gene bub1). Gene Ontology annotation, biological process: meiotic sister chromatid cohesion, centromeric; protein phosphorylation; mitotic spindle assembly checkpoint signaling. The record is from RefSeq and is a predicted model, not a curated record. The coding region runs from base 190 to 3912 and encodes 1240 amino acids. NCBI's taxonomy places the organism in Eukaryota, Metazoa, Chordata, Actinopteri, Labriformes, Labridae. Gene Ontology annotation, molecular function: protein kinase activity; ATP binding. The transcript is spliced from 24 exons.